This is a messenger RNA of Columba livia (rock pigeon), 879 nucleotides long. RefSeq names its product acylphosphatase 1 (gene ACYP1). NCBI's taxonomy places the organism in Eukaryota, Metazoa, Chordata, Aves, Columbiformes, Columbidae. The transcript is spliced from 2 exons. Gene Ontology annotation, molecular function: acylphosphatase activity. The coding region runs from base 153 to 452 and encodes 99 amino acids. The record is from RefSeq and is a predicted model, not a curated record.
UGAGGCAGUUAGUGAAAGACCAAACCCUCCGCAGCCGCUCACGGGCCCUGGCUCUUCAUUGGCUCCAGGGGCGGGCGACGCCACGCCCCCGGCACGAGCCCGCCGCGCAGGGGAGUGUGCGGCGGCGGCCGGCGGGGGCGGGCGGUGGCGCCAUGGCGGAGGGCGAGGGGCUGGUGUCCGUGGACUACGAAGUGUCCGGCAAGGUGCAGGGCGUGUUCUUCCGCAAGUACACCCAGGGGGAGGCCAAGAGACUGGGACUGGUUGGUUGGGUCCAAAAUACCGGGCACGGCACCGUGCAGGGCCGGAUUCAGGGUCCGGCGGCCAGGGUGCGGGAGCUGCAGGAGUGGCUCCGGAAGACGGGCAGUCCCCAGUCCCGCAUCAGCCGGGCCGAGUUCCGCAAUGAGAAGACGAUCCCAGUGCUGGAGCACAAGGACUUCCAGAUCUUGAAAUAACUUGGUCCGGGAAGAAGCAAAAUCUGGAGCGUGAGCUGCCCUCGCAGGACAUUUCCCCUCUUCCCCAUUUGUUCAGUCAGCCAAUAUUCAGCUCUAGAGAAGUUUAUUUUAUUACAGUUCUAAUUUAUUGGUUUGUUGUACUGUUUGUCUAGCUCCCAGCCUUUCACAAAAUUUUGGCAGGCAGAGGAAGAGCUGUGGUUUCUUUAUUAUCUUUGUUUCUGAACGUGCGUGUCGCGUGGGCUUUGAGUAAUUGUAUGUGAAUAAAGUAUGUAAUUUAUAUAGUGUUGCACUCACGUGAAGGACAUCACAGAGUCGGUGCCGAUAUUAAAUAUUGUUAAAAACAUUAAAGUGCUAUGAAUGCCUCAGAAACAAUUUAUGUUAUUCCAGAACUUUAUUUUUUCAUUAGAAUAAAAUUGCCUGAAGCUUC